Messenger RNA from Trypanosoma conorhini, 1290 nucleotides. RefSeq lists its product as uncharacterized. The record is from RefSeq and is a predicted model, not a curated record. The transcript has a single exon. NCBI's taxonomy places the organism in Eukaryota, Euglenozoa, Kinetoplastea, Trypanosomatida, Trypanosomatidae. Bases 1 to 1290 code for a protein of 429 amino acids.
AUGACGUGUGUGCGAGGCGCUGACCACUAUGACUGGUGUGCCGGGUUCAGCGCGGUGCUGGAGGGUGGCACCGAAAAACAACUCGGAUAUUUGUGGCAGCGUCUGUUGUGUAGCAUCUGUAGUAAGGAGGCUCUUGCCGAGGCUGCAGGUGGACCCAGAGUGGACUGGAACCCCUACAGACCUGCGCGCGGGGAGCACGUCCUCCAGGGUGUUUUGAAUAGUGAGGUGUAUGAGUGGCGUUCGUCAGUGCAGCUAAACUCGUUGUGUGUCGUGGGAAGGGCGCUAUUGGUAGGCGCUUCUCCAAGAAGCCCUCUGAAUCCGGCGCGGCAUAUAAAACCUUUUCAUAUAGUGGCAAACAACAGUGGGACUGUGAUCAAUGGAUUGUCGAGUGAGGGGACGGGCGCCCAAUGCUCGGGGCGCACUGGACCCUCCUGCGACAACGACAGUGUAACGAUGGAUGCGCCGUGCACUGAAAACAACAAGGAAAAUGUGCCGUGCUCGACGGCAACGCAGGAUGCGGUGGAUGACAUCUUUGAGGUGCUUUGGGGCACAGUAGCUGUGCCGUGGAUUAUGAGGCGAUACGCGUCUGAGCACCGAACGCGGCGCGGCACACAGGAGACUGAUGCACAGGACAGUUCAAAGACAAUAGUGAGUUCCUACGGGACGGAUCACGGGAAGCGCUUCUCUGCGAAGCCAACCCGAAGCAACGACCUCGUACCCAACCGCCGGAGACCAAAAACUGGGCCUGCCACGCAUCGUGGCGGAGCAGAGGGCCGGAUUUUAAUGGCGCUGCCUCUUGAGAAAAAGACUUCGUCGCGUCUUUUACACGUCGUGGGCGCACCAAAUGAGGAAUUUGUCGACAUGGUGAAGGCAAAAAAAAAUCCUGUUGUGGCAGUGAAGCAAGCGGUGCACUUUCCUCCUGACCUGGGCCACUCGCCAACGCAGAAGCGAGUGAGCUCCUUCAGGUCCACAGCACUGGCCUCCUUUAAGGAAGCUGAGGCGGAGAGACGGCGUUCGCUGUUGCUUGGGAAGCCCACCACCCGAAGGCCAUCGCUGCAGUGCAAGAGAAAACCCUCCUCGGGUGUUCUGCAGCCACGCGAGAGCCCCUCUUCCGGUCUUAGAUUUGGUUUGAGAGGCCAACAAAAUGGGUUUGGUGGCAACAUUUUGGACAGAAAACUCGGAAUUGUUCGUGCUUCGCCCGGUAGCCGCGGUCGCAAGUUGGCUCCUUUGCCUAGAAAAGCAAAUUUCCCAUCACCAACGAAUGCUCGGCGAAAAAAAGAAGAGGUUUAA